This is a messenger RNA of Otolemur garnettii (small-eared galago), 2575 nucleotides long. It is a transcript of the gene ZNF768, whose product is annotated as zinc finger protein 768. The transcript has 2 exons. Gene Ontology annotation, molecular function: DNA binding. The coding region runs from base 394 to 2058 and encodes 554 amino acids. Gene Ontology annotation, biological process: transcription by RNA polymerase II. NCBI's taxonomy places the organism in Eukaryota, Metazoa, Chordata, Mammalia, Primates, Galagidae. The record is from RefSeq and is a predicted model, not a curated record.
GACACUUCCUGUACGGGGGGGGGAGGGGAGUUGGACAGCCGCAACCCGGCCGGGGGGCCAGUCGGUGGGGUCUCGAGCGGGGAGCGGUGUCUGGGGGUGGUGAGGCGAGUCGUAAAGCCCCUCAUCUCCGAGGCCACGACGUGUAGGGCCCCGUGAGGGCCACAGGGCAAACCGAGACCUUGGAAGGGGGGCGGGGCCGCGGGUAGGGGAGGGGCUCGGCUGGCCGGAGAGGCCCAGGGUCAAGACGUCCGGCCUCACGGGCCGGAGCUGGGAAACCGCGUCCCCUUGGUGGUGCUGAGCGGGAGGUAGCGAGGGCCUGGAUCUCAGGGCACUCGUGCCAGGUCGCAGGAUCGUCCACCAUCUCCGCCUCCGCUGCACUGGAAACCUGCGGGGAUGGAGCGGGAGGCAUCGCCGUGGGUCCUGGAGUCCCAGGAUAUGCAAAGUCCUGACGAAAUGGGAAGCCCUGAAAGGUCCCUCAAAGGCAACGUGAGUGAGAAUGAGGAAGAGGAAAUUUCCCAGCAAGAAGGCACUGGGGACUAUGAAGUUGAAGAGAUACCAUUUGGACUUGAACCCCAAAGCCCUGGGUUUGAGCCACAAAGCCCAGAGUUUGAACCCCAAAGCCCCAGGUUUGAGCCUGAAAGUCCGGGGUUUGAGUCACAAAGCCCUGGGCUUGUGCCCCCAAGCCCUGAGUUUGCACCCAGAAGCCCUGAUUCAGAUUCUCAGAGCCCUGAGUUUGAAUCCCAGAGUCCUAGGUAUGAACCCCAAAGCCCUGGCUAUGAACCCAAGAGCCCUGGAUAUGAACCUCGGAGCCCUGGGUAUGAUCCCAAGAGCCCUGGAUAUGAAUCUCAGAGCUCCAGGUACGAAUCCCAGAGCCCAGGGUUUGAAUCCCAGAAUCCUGAGUUCAAAACCCAAAGCUCUGAAUUUGAAGCUCAAAGUUCCAAAUUCCAGGAAGGUGCAGAAAUGCUUCUGAAUCCUGAGGAAAAGAAUUCCUUGACCAUCCCCUUAGGAGUUCACCCCCUGGACUCCUUCACUCAGGAGUUUGGGGAGCAGCCCACAGGGGGCUUGCCCAUAGGCCCACCUUUUGAGAUGCCUACAGGAGCCUUACUGGCUACACCCCAGUUUGAGAUGCUUCAGAAUCCCCUGGGUCUGACAGGAGCCCUUCGGGGUCCAGGCCGAAGGGGUGGCCGGGCCAGGGGUGGGCAGGGCCCUCGGCCUAACAUUUGCGGUAUCUGUGGGAAGAGCUUUGGGCGAGGCUCCACCCUGAUCCAGCACCAGCGCAUCCAUACGGGUGAGAAACCCUAUAAAUGUGAGGUCUGUAGCAAGGCCUUCUCCCAGAGCUCUGACCUCAUCAAACACCAGCGCACACACACCGGUGAGCGGCCCUACAAAUGUCCCCGCUGUGGCAAGGCCUUUGCUGACAGCUCUUACCUGCUUCGCCACCAGCGCACCCACUCUGGCCAGAAGCCCUACAAGUGCCCACACUGUGGCAAGGCCUUCGGGGACAGCUCCUACCUCCUGCGGCACCAGCGCACCCACAGCCAUGAGCGGCCCUACAGCUGCACUGAGUGCGGCAAAUGCUACAGCCAGAACUCGUCCCUUCGCAGCCAUCAGAGGGUGCACACUGGCCAAAGGCCUUUCAGUUGUGGCAUCUGCGGCAAGAGCUUCUCCCAGCGGUCAGCACUUAUUCCGCACGCCCGCAGCCAUGCCCGUGAGAAGCCCUUCAAGUGCCCUGAGUGUGGCAAGCGCUUUGGCCAGAGCUCUGUGCUGGCCAUCCAUGCACGCACCCAUCUGCCAGGCCGUACCUACAGCUGCCCUGACUGUGGCAAGACCUUCAAUCGCUCCUCCACGCUGAUUCAGCACCAGCGCUCCCACACAGGUGAACGGCCUUACAGGUGUGCCGUAUGUGGCAAGGGCUUCUGCCGCUCUUCCACGCUGCUGCAGCAUCACCGUGUCCACAGUGGUGAGCGACCCUACAAGUGUGAUGACUGUGGAAAGGCCUUCUCGCAGAGUUCUGACCUCAUCCGCCACCAGCGGACCCAUGCAGCCGGCCGGCGCUGACCUGGGGCCCCAGCAUGGGUGGGAGGUGCAGGCAGAAGAGAAGGGGACAGGGAGCUAGGGAAACCUUUACAGAGGAUAGGGAAGAGCUGGAGGAGAAUGGAAGUUUGAAGAUUCUGGGAAAAGAGGGCCAGAGUGGAAGAAGUGACAUGCCCUGGAGACUUAUGGGAAAUGAGCUAUGAAGUGGGGUUGGAGGGAAGCCAGACAGGCACAGGAGGCUCUGAGAGAUCCAGAGAGAGGUCAGCAGAGAGCUGGCAGCAUGCUCCUUCGUGGGUGGGUGCCUGGCCUGCUAGAGCGGGUGGGGGUGGGUGGGAGAGGGAGGGUUACUUAGAGUGGGGUAGCUUAGACUGGUAGCUGCUGAGACCCUCAUGUGAGUCAGGAGUGGGUAAGAGGGUAGGUGGGGUGGGGAGUGGGACUCUAGGGUAGGCCUGUGCCUUUGGGUGCACGCCCCAGCUUCCUGUGUUUUUCUCAGGCUUUGGAGCCCCUGAGUUUGAGUUCAAUAAAAGCCUUUAUGUGAUAA